UGAUGCAAAUCACCCAAACAACUGUACCGUGCUGUUGAGGCACUUUGAUCAGGAUUGAAGGGACCAGUCCGAUAAGCGUGGAGUUGACUCCACCUGCUCUGGGAUGUCGCGCCGUCUUCGAUGCAGCGCGUAAGCUUCAAUGCUGAGUUCAAUGAAGUUUUGCCACAUGGUCUGGCUCUGAUGUGUGAGGCCACAGUUCACGACGCGACGGGUAAGGCUACCAAGCAGUCGAGUGAGUCAUCCAUUCUCAAGGGGGCCGUAAGUGCAGCACGGUGGGUGACACCGUUAACAACAAUCGGCAUUGUGAACGAUAUCGAUGAGCGAAUGAGAUGAGUCACAAUUCCGGGACCGAUAAAUAAACUCAUGCCAGAAUGUUGGGAGGAGGCAAUCAGUACGCUCGUCUGAAGACGAAUCUGCGCUUAGCACUGAAUCGUCUGAAGCUGUUGGAAAAGAAAAAGAGUGAACUGGCACAAAAAGCGCGACGCGAAAUCGCUGAAUAUCUGGCAUCAGGCAAGGAAGAGCGAGCUCGCAUUCGAGUCGAACACAUAAUACGGGAAGACUACCUUGUGGAGGCAAUGGAAAUGCUGGAAAUGUACUGCGAUCUACUCUUAGCGCGCUUCGGAUUGCUGGAACAAAUGAAGACUAUGGAUGAAGGAUUGGAAGAAGCUAUAACCAGCAUUAUUUGGGCAACCCCGCGUUUGCAAUCCGAUAUUGCGGAAUUAAAAGUCAUCACCGAGCAGUUGACCGCUAAGUUCGGCAAGCAGUACGUGCAAGCCGUGAAGGAGAACCAGUUUAACACCGUUAACGACAAACUCAUCCGUAAGCUGAGUGUGCAAGCUCCCAAACGGUUGCUAGUCGAGCAGUAUUUGAUUGAAAUCGCGAAAAGCCACAAAGUUCCCUAUGAACCGGAUCCGCGUGUGAUGUCCGAGGAGGCCGGACAUGAUGCUCUGCUGGACUUCGCAGCAGCAGACAGCAUCGCGGGCAGUGUCAACCGGCGUCCACCCGGAGCGGGCAGUGGCGGAGCCGGAAGCGGAGGUGGAUUCGGUGCAGCAGUCGGCAGCGGAAGUCUGCCGUCGCAGAGUUUGCAUGUUGAACCGCCGCCGCCGAUGUAUCCACAAACACAGUCGUUCCGCGAUUAUGAGAACAACAAUCCUCUGGAUGCUUCGAGUUCCAUGGAGCGCUUUUUGCGAAAGGAUUUCGAAGCCAAUGAAAAUCAUAAUGUUGACGAACCUACCACUCCCACCGCUCCGCCGCCUGCAUACGAAAGCCCACGUGAUCCCGGGAAACCGGUACCACAACCUCGAAUGCAUAUGGCGCCGGUGAAUCCUCCAGCGCCACCGUCGAUCAGCGAUCUUCCUGAAUUACCUUCUGUGCCGCAUGAUGAUGACGAAUCACCACAAGGAAAGGAUGACGAUCAUCAUAGUAACCUUGAUUUCGAAGAUUUAAAUAGACGUUUCGAAAAUUUGAAAAAGAAGAAGUAAAUCGAAUGACGUGGUGGCUCUCAGCAUUUGCAUUGCUUUUCCCAUUGAUUUCCAGACUGUUUCACCUGGAUUUAUGAAUUACUGUUAAAUUUUUUAAGCUUGAAUGGCCUGUAUGCAUACUGUAGCCUAUCCAAUCAAUUUGUUGCAUUAAUUUCACUGAUUUUGAUUUUUUGCUGCACUGUUCGGUUUGUUUAUGUUUUACUGAUAGGUGAAUUACUUAAUUAGGCAAUUGAUUUUUAGAUUGUAUUUUGUUCAGUUAUGAUUUUAUUAUAUGUAUAUUGUAUUAACAACACGCUGAGUAUUAUGU
Paramacrobiotus metropolitanus is the source of this 1788-nucleotide messenger RNA. Its product is annotated as IST1 homolog. Gene Ontology annotation, biological process: protein transport. Bases 372 to 1481 code for a protein of 369 amino acids. The record is from RefSeq and is a predicted model, not a curated record. The transcript is spliced from 5 exons. NCBI's taxonomy places the organism in Eukaryota, Metazoa, Tardigrada, Eutardigrada, Parachela, Macrobiotidae.